Molecule: messenger RNA, 4746 nt
Organism: Haliotis rubra (blacklip abalone)
Lineage: Eukaryota; Metazoa; Mollusca; Gastropoda; Lepetellida; Haliotidae
Product: 5-hydroxytryptamine receptor 6-like
Exons: 2
Coding region: 1388-2500 (370 amino acids)
Biological process (GO): adenylate cyclase-activating adrenergic receptor signaling pathway
Cellular component (GO): membrane
Molecular function (GO): G protein-coupled receptor activity
Source: RefSeq, a predicted model, not a curated record
UGACUCAUGUCGCUCCACAUCUACAGGUUUACGAUCCCUAAACUCUGUUACCUAAUCCUUCAGUCGUCAAUUCUGUGAAAGAAAACAGUUUAACGUUGUCAUGUAAAUGGCCGAAAUCGAUCUUUAACUACCAGCUUGGGGCGAUAUCUCUAUUAUAGCUCGCCUUCCAGUUCCCCAAAGCGCUGGCCGGGCUUCUAGAGGUUCAAUUGAUUUGAUCUCCUACCUAUUGCAAUGGAACUGACUACACACGAGCGACAAGGCAGGCAAUGGUAUAGUCGGCCUGGGGGGAUUUACCCAGUGUCCAGAAUCACUUCGUCAGUGGCAUCUUCUUAGAAGGAUUCUUCAGAGCUCUCCAGGACUUCUUCAGAGAAGUGCCAAUGUCCCAAUGAGCUUAUCUAACCACGAGGCUGACAGUGAAUGCUGGCUCGGUCCGCCGGGCGUAUUACAGCAGCCGCUUACCGUUUGAAGACGUCUAUCAUUGUCCAUUUCCUCAUGUCGGGAUCGUUGCUGGUCUCUCGGGCGAUCAACGUGAUGACGUUGCCGGGACAUCGUGGGAGACGGACGUGUGUCGGAAUGUCCCUCGUUCUGGACACUACCUUACGUGUAGCAUUGAGGUAGAAUUGACAGUAAUUGGAGAUCCGAGCUGCGGGAACGGUGGUACCAUGCUAGCAGACCAUUAUAAGGACUUACUGAGAUCCGGCAUCAACGGAAUCCGAUUGCGGAAGAUGACAAUCUUCUCGUAAACACUCAGUUCCUGGGAAUAACAGAUUGGCUUGAAAGGUCACAAAAGGAAUACAUUAUUCUUGUCGGUUUUCAAUGUGUACAAAGUUUGGAUUUAUUUUCUCUACUAUAAACAACAACAACAACAACAACAACAAAACCCGAAAUUGAAGUUUCAUGGACAAAUUAAACUCGAACAGCAGCGGGAUAAGACGAAGCUAAAUGUUACUUGUUAACCGCAAAUCAAAGUGAGAUCGAUUCUAACAAUCUUGAAAAUUGAUACUUAAGCUAACUUCAGUAAAAAAAACGUUUAAAGGACGUAGUGAAAUUGACAACACGCUACACUAUUUGUACAAUGUAAUCACGGUGGAAAGAAUUCUGAUUGAAUUUAUUACCGUUUUGGCCAUGGAGCCGUGAUCUGUUUGUCCUGUGCACGUAGGUGUAAGGAGACACUAUUUCCUACUUUUACCUAUUCAAACACUGUCAAGGCCACACCGUUGUGAAGUGGGGGAGUGCUGUUGACGAUUCACUGUGAACUUCCCCUCCCCACCUCCACAAGUUGACGCGGACUGGUUUCUCGUCGUGUGCUGGAUGAAGUAUCGAUCGACCACUGCGCUAUAUACUACUCCAUGCACCGCUUCAGUGUAUUUUUCUUCUGAAUUGGACGAUGAACUUUUCCAACCUAGUCUCGUCGGAGGGUCUCACAAGCCGUUUUAGCGAUACUGUUUUGCCCGCACAGACCAACGCUACCCCCCUCGUGGCCCGGGGGGUCGGGCCAGUGAUUCACGACGUCGCCACGGAGAACAUAACCGUAGGAAGGAUACUAACUGGGGUUACCUUAUUCUGUAUAAUACUUCUGACGAUCGCGGGAAAUGUGUUGGUGCUCGUGGCUGUGUCGUCCAACAAGAAGUUGCGGACCGUCUCCAACUUUUUCAUUGUGUCGUUAAGCUUUGCGGACAUACUGGUCGCCACUAUGGUCAUGGUGCCUGCUACAAUGAACGAAAUAUUUCAAAAAUGGAUACUUGGGAACGGCUUCUGUUCAAUAUGGGCGUCGUUUGACGUAAUGCUGUGUAGUGCAUCAAUCCUAAACGUGUGUCUGAUAAGUCUGGACAGAUACCUCGCUAUAAUGACACCACUUCGUUACAACGCUCUGAUGACACAUUCAAGAGCUUUUCUUCUUCUGUCUUCAGCCUGGACAAUCGCCAUAUGUACAUCCUUCGUUCCAAUUCAGAACGGGUGGCACAACCCGGAUCUUCCAUCGCUAGAAAACUUGACAAUCUUUAGUGCUGAACCCCAAUGCAUCUUCAUCGUCAGUCUCCCCUACGCCUUGACAGCCUCCACGGUUACCAUUCUGCUUCCAAUAAUCAUUGCCUUCGUGUUGUAUUACCGAGUCUCCAAGGAAGCCAAGAGACAAGCAUUCUUUGUGGGAACUCUCAUAGCUCCGAGUCAUGUUCUCCUGGGCAAGGAUGUCUCCAACAAGUCCUUAAGAGAACCUUUCACCAGGAAGGCCACAGUGACCUUGGGGGUGAUAGUCGGAGCAUAUGUCGUUACCUGGGCUCCCUUUCUAGUGUGCAACAUCACAGACGCUUUCUGCAGGUGCAUACCGCCAAAAGUCUUCACGGGAUUUGUGUGGUUGGGGUACUGCAAUAGUUUGAUAAACCCAAUUAUUUACCCGUUAUUCAUGCGAGACUUCAGGAAAGUGUACAUUAAGCUUCUCCAGGGAUGUUGUCCUCGGUUAUCUUUCCUCAAGAAGGCUUCAAAAGCAACGAUGCGACACUGAACCAGAUGAGCACGGAUGUACACUGCCCUAACACUUACGUGAUUGAAACUGUGACGGGAGAUCGUGUAAUCGCUACACUAACCGGUACACUAUCGGACAUGACCAGUAACCCUGACUGUCGUGUCAGUCAUAUUGUGAUACCUCGAUUGUGCUCAUUCUGGCGACCUCGUCAGUAAACAAAUCAGAAUGUUCUGGAUAUACCUCGGAGGUACGAUGCAUAUCGCGCGUGUCACACAGGAAGUAUUCCAUUCAUUUACGUAUUUCAUGUUCAGUGUCACAAGUCUUGUGGAUCGUAGUAUGUACCGGCAAUUACACUCUCCGGGGCUAGCUCAGAGUUCGUUACAAAUUAUUUUGUUAGCGAAUAUAGUGACAGAUAAUGAUUUUGGCAUCGUUGAUAGUUCCAAUACCUGCAAUUAUAAUUGCUUGAGAAGUCCCAGCUCAAAGAGACAUACUGUUCGGUGCCUGUGUAACUGUGAGAUGUGCGACAUACGGGUAGAAAUGCGUUCAUUGCUUUGACUAUCUAUAGUAGUACAAGGUGCAGUUCGUGACAUCUCAGUUUGUAGUAAAGAUACCAACUUGAUGGUUUGAUUUUUAUAAAAGAUAUAGAUACGAUUUAACUAAUUUCGUAUUUUCAACAAAGUGAAUAGCAACGAACGAAGUUUGAAAAUACCUCUCCCUUAAAACUUGCGGUUUGGUGAAGUACUUUUUAAAAUUGAAAUAGUUUUAAAUAUUACGAUUUUCAGCGUUAUUAUCAAGCAGUUCGUUAUGCUACUGAUUCUAAAAUAUGAAAUUAAAUUCAGGCAUAAAGAGAAUUGUAAAUCAUAAUGUAUCGCCAUGAGGUACAUAGCGAGUACUUCUUACGGAACAUGUUGUUGAAGUCCGGGGUAUGAUGAGGGCCUCCACUGCUUGUAUACUAAUCAGGAGACAACUUGAAAUGGCUGACUGUUAGGGCUUAUAUUUUCUAAAUUCACAUAUUUUGUAUUAACGUGGUUAUUUUACAAACGAGUGAAAAGCGUUGAUUUUACGAACUUCAAGAGUAAUUGUUAGCGAGAGAGUAACUAGUCCGUGUCUAGCGAUGGUAUUUAACCAUGUCUUCAGUUUGUCAUUGGUAAACGUUCGCUGUGAAAACAAAGAAACCUUUCAUGGAAACCUCUCUUGAUAUGUUUAAGCAUUACCUAUACAUUUAGAUUUGUGGGUGAAAACGCGUGAAUUUAAAAGGAUAUAGUCUAUUUAUCAUUCAUAUGAACACAUCUUAUAUUUACUAGUAUAUAGCGAUUUCAAAUAGUGUUUGCUCACUUCUUAAUACGCAGAUCUUGUUGACCCACACGGCUGCUCUUGAUAUUUUGUCCGUUACACUAAUCGUUCUGAAACACGUAUAUUGAAUGUUCCUGGAUAAGGGGGCCAAACCCAACACGCAUUGACUGCCUUCUAUUUGGAACAUGAUGUAUCCCCAAUCAAAUUUCGUGACGGCGUCAUAUAUUUCUUAAAUCUGCUUUUUUAAAGUGAAUAAAUAGUGUCAUACGUUGGUUCCGGUAAUACCCCAGCGUAAUGACCUGAAAGGGCUCCCAGCUUUGCACCCUUGUGGGGAUCGAACCCAUGUCAUAGGCGUGACGAAUGAACGCCCAGUCUGCUUCUCAGCUUCCGUCAAAGUAUACAUGUUCAAUACGUAGACAUCGGUGAAUGUAUGUGAUAGGACCAUCUGUUUCGGGUCAAAAACAAGAAAUGAUGUAUUUUCAAAAUUUGACUGAUCGUGGCAAAAACGUGUCAGAUACAAAUCCCUAUUUUGUGUGGUACCGUAUGCUCCUGUGUUGGUCUGGGUGAAGUCUUGACCCGCUUGUGUAUAACCGACCCAGGAUGAUGGGAAUGAAACACUCACCGUUUGAUAGUGUUUCAUAAACGCAUGCUUAUGAUAGAGUCGGAAUCGUUCAUCUGACUUUCCAUUAUCAAAGCUUACAGGAUUUCCGCGAUAUAAAUUAAAAAUGCGUAGUCUCGAUAUCAAGUUCUGGAUAAUACAUGAAUGCUAUUGUAGUUGCCCCACAACUGUCCGAGUGAAUCAGAACAUUAGCAUGGGUCAUGCUGACAGGUAACGAUGACAUUGCAAUGUGCUCAGGCGAAAUGGAUACCGUAAGCCUGUCCUGCUGUGGACACCAGUUUCGUGCCAUCGUGUUGGAGGUGUUUGUAGUAUAUCAGAGUUGUGGUGAACAGUAUUAUUGUCCUCUUACUGCUGAACAACAUAUUUCCCAAAA